GUGGCCGGGACGCCAUUAGUUUGAGUUAACCACGAUGCCACUGGUCAAAUCAGGAGUACAUCGGCGCCGACCCAAACAAGGAGCAACAUGUCAACGAAACUCUCCUUCGCCCUUGGCAAGCCAAAACCAAAGGGAGGAGCCGCUCCUGCACCCCUUACGCGGAAGGCACCUGUCUUCGGCUCUUUUGAGGAUGACGACGUCACUGAUGCUGCUCCAACCGCUCUGGACUCUCGGCCCGCAAUGCUAGAUGUGAAUCGACACCUCGCGGCUCGCAGCGUCUCAGCAUCUGCUACAAAUGGCAGCCCUAACCGGGCUGUUAAGAAGAAGAUGGAGAAAGAGAUUUCUAUCGACCCGACUGUAUACGAAUAUGACGAGGUGUACGAUCAAAUGAAGGAGGCUCAAGCCAAAUCAAAGGCAGCGAAGGUAUCAGAGGAUUCUGAGCGUAAACCCAAAUAUAUUGGCUCUUUACUGGCAUCUGCAGAAACUCGAAGACUCGAUCGUAUACGUGCAGAAGAAGUUAUGAUUCAGCGAGAACGUGAGCAAGAAGGCGACAUGUACGCCGACAAAGAAAGAUAUGUAACUCAGGCAUACAAGGAGCAAAUGGAAAUGGUAAGGCAGGCAGAGAAGGAGGAAAAGGAGCGAGAAGAACAAGAGCGUACCAAGCGAGGCGCGGGGGGCAUGACACAUUUCUACGCUCAGCUUCUGCAACAGUCUGAAGAGGAGCACGCAGCCUCAGUGGCAGCAACCACAGUCAAAGGACCCACAUUUCCUGAUGUACCUGCCAACCUCACCAUCACAAAACCUCUCAAACCGGCUGCUAAGUCAGAUGCCCUUCUUGCUCAGCUCGCGCGCGACGAAGGGAAAGAGGUUGAGCUCAACGAUGAUAGCCAGAUUGUCGAUAGGCGAGAGCUUCUAUCUGCUGGUUUAAACUUGAGUGGCGUUAAUACUCGACGGCUCGGGGGGCUGCUUUCUUCACGCACCAAGAAGGCCACUGACGAGCCCAUAAACACGCAUACAGCAGUUGGAUCAGCCGCUACUAAACGGGAGAUUCGGGAGCGGCAGCAACGCCUCAUCGAAUCUCAGCUUGAGGAGGAGAAAGAGAGGGUCGCGCAAGCGAAGAAAGAACGGGAGCAAGAAGCGAGAGAGCGUGUGGUGAAAAGAAAAAAUGAUGAUGAGGCGGUUAUCAGCGCUAGAGAGCGCUAUCUUGAACGGAAGCGACGGAAACUCGAAGAAUUGCAAGCUAGCGGGGAAGCAGCAUCGGACUCUCAGGAAACAGGUUUAGGAUGACUUAUUCCAAGGUUGUAUUAUUAUGCAUUUCACACGAUAUCUUCCGUUCAUCGACACACCUCUAAGAAGCACCAUACGUCGCACGCCUACCGAUGGCUUAGAUAGUGCCAACCCUUUUAGCCCAUGACACAAUUGUGUUUGUCCUUGGGGGAGCACUCAAUACAUACAUGCAGUUAUACACUGCUAUCUGCCGGGAAGAAUACAGUCAAACCGCGGGCGCGCG
Messenger RNA from Cantharellus anzutake, 1510 nucleotides. RefSeq lists its product as uncharacterized. The record is from RefSeq and is a predicted model, not a curated record. The transcript has 3 exons. Lineage: Eukaryota; Fungi; Basidiomycota; Agaricomycetes; Cantharellales; Hydnaceae. Gene Ontology annotation, biological process: regulation of alternative mRNA splicing, via spliceosome. Bases 88 to 1287 code for a protein of 399 amino acids.